Apodemus sylvaticus (European woodmouse) is the source of this 7380-nucleotide messenger RNA. RefSeq names its product ATPase phospholipid transporting 11A (gene Atp11a). Lineage: Eukaryota; Metazoa; Chordata; Mammalia; Rodentia; Muridae. Gene Ontology annotation, biological process: phospholipid translocation. The transcript has 29 exons. The record is from RefSeq and is a predicted model, not a curated record. Bases 293 to 3856 code for a protein of 1187 amino acids. Gene Ontology annotation, molecular function: ATP hydrolysis activity; ATP binding; magnesium ion binding. Gene Ontology annotation, cellular component: recycling endosome; endoplasmic reticulum; plasma membrane.
GUGACGCGCGGGGCGCAGCGGGGCAGAGCCGGCUCCAGAGGCGCGGCGGCCGCGGGAGGAGCAGGCGCGGAGCAUCGAGCGCAGGCCGCGCCGGCCCGACGGGAGCAGCGCCUGGCGCGGGCCGCCUCCUCCGAGCCGCCUGCGCGCGGGCCGAGACCCUUGGCCGCCGCCGGCGGGGCAUGAGCGCGGAGGGGCCGCGGCCGCCCCCCGCGCCGCCCAGGCCGUGACCGGGCGGGGGGCGGCUGCGCUAGCGCCCGCAGCCCAGGGGCUCGCGGAGCCGGGAGCGACAACCAUGGACUGCAGCCUAUUGAGGACGCUCGUGCGCAGAUACUGUGCAGGGGAAGAGAACUGGGUGGACAGUCGGACCAUCUACGUGGGACACAAGGAGCCCCCUCCGGGUGCAGAGGCCUACAUUCCACAGAGAUACCCGGACAACAGAAUCGUCUCCUCUAAGUACACAUUCUGGAACUUCAUACCCAAGAACCUGUUUGAACAGUUCAGAAGGAUAGCUAACUUCUAUUUCCUCAUCAUCUUCCUGGUACAGUUGAUCAUCGACACACCCACGAGUCCAGUGACGAGCGGGCUCCCACUCUUCUUCGUCAUCACCGUCACAGCCAUCAAGCAGGGUUAUGAAGACUGGCUUCGCCACAAGGCAGACAAUGCCAUGAACCAGUGUCCCGUGCACUUCAUUCAGCAUGGCAAGCUGGUCCGGAAGCAGAGUCGGAAGCUGAGAGUUGGAGACAUUGUCAUGGUGAAGGAAGAUGAGACCUUUCCCUGUGACCUGAUCUUUCUCUCUAGCAACCGGGCAGACGGGACAUGCCACGUCACUACAGCCAGCUUAGACGGAGAGUCGAGCCAUAAAACUCACUACGCAGUGCAGGAUACCAAGGGCUUCCACACCGAGGCAGAUGUUGACAGCUUGCACGCCACCAUCGAGUGUGAACAGCCACAGCCUGACCUCUACAAGUUUGUGGGGCGCAUCAAUGUUUACAACGACCUGAAUGACCCUGUAGUGAGGCCGCUGGGAUCAGAAAACCUGCUUCUCAGAGGAGCCACGCUCAAAAACACUGAGAAGAUCUUUGGCGUGGCUAUCUACACUGGCAUGGAGACCAAGAUGGCCCUGAACUAUCAGUCCAAGUCCCAAAAGAGAUCUGCUGUGGAAAAGUCAAUGAACACAUUUCUGAUCGUGUACCUCUGCAUCCUGGUGAGCAAGGCCCUGAUCAACACGGUGCUGAAGUACGUGUGGCAGAGCGAGCCCUACCGAGAUGAGCCUUGGUACAGCCAGAAGACCGAGUCAGAGCGCCAGAGGAAUCUGUUCCUCAGGGCUUUCACUGACUUCCUGGCCUUCAUGGUCCUCUUCAAUUAUAUCAUCCCGGUGUCCAUGUAUGUCACCGUGGAGAUGCAGAAGUUCCUCGGCUCCUACUUCAUCACCUGGGAUGAAGACAUGUUUGAUGAGGAGAUGGGGGAAGGGCCUCUGGUCAACACGUCCGAUCUAAAUGAGGAGCUGGGACAGGUGGAGUACAUCUUCACUGACAAGACGGGCACGCUUACAGAGAACAACAUGGCCUUCAAGGAGUGCUGCAUUGAGGGCCAUGUCUACGUACCCCAUGUCAUCUGCAACGGGCAGGUCCUUCCCGACUCUUCUGGCAUUGACAUGAUCGAUUCUUCCCCAGGCGUCUGUGGAAGGGAACGGGAGGAGCUGUUUUUCAGGGCUAUCUGCCUGUGCCAUACUGUCCAAGUGAAAGACGACCAUUGUGGGGACGAUGUCGAUGGUCCCCAGAAAUCUCCAGAUGCAAAGUCCUGUGUGUACAUAUCGUCCUCGCCUGAUGAAGUUGCCCUGGUCGAAGGUGUGCAGAGGCUUGGAUUCACAUACCUGAGACUGAAGGACAAUUACAUGGAGAUACUGAACAGGGAGAACGACAUCGAGAGAUUCGAAUUGCUAGAAGUGCUGACCUUUGAUUCUGUGCGGAGAAGAAUGAGUGUGAUUGUAAAGUCUACUACAGGAGAAAUUUAUCUGUUUUGCAAAGGAGCAGAUUCUUCAAUAUUUCCCCGAGUGAUAGAAGGCAAAGUGGACCAGGUCCGAUCCAGAGUGGAACGCAAUGCAGUGGAAGGGCUGCGGACCCUGUGUGUUGCCUACAAGAAGCUUGAGCCAGAGCAAUAUGAAGAUGCUUGCCGGCUGCUGCAGGGGGCCAAAGUGGCGCUUCAAGAUCGGGAGAAGAAGCUGGCGGAAGCCUAUGAGCAGAUAGAGAAGGACCUCACCCUGCUUGGCGCUACGGCCGUCGAGGACCGGCUCCAGGAGAAAGCCGCUGACACAAUUGAGGCACUGCAGAAGGCAGGCAUCAAAGUCUGGGUGCUCACCGGGGACAAGAUGGAGACAGCCUCCGCCACCUGCUAUGCCUGCAAGCUGUUCCGCAGGAGCACACAGCUGCUGGAGCUGACCACCAAAAAGCUAGAGGAGCAGAGCCUGCACGACGUCCUCUUCGACCUGAGCAAGACGGUGCUGCGCUGCAGUGGGAGCCUGACCAGGGACUCCUUCUCAGGACUCUCCACAGAUAUGCAUGACUAUGGUUUAAUCAUCGAUGGAGCUGCACUGUCCUUGAUCAUGAAGCCAAGAGAGGAUGGGAGCUCCUCAGGGAACUACAGAGAGCUCUUCCUGGAGAUCUGCAGGAACUGCAGUGCAGUGCUGUGCUGCCGGAUGGCACCCUUGCAGAAGGCCCAGAUUGUUAAGUUAAUCAAAUUUUCAAAGGAGCAUCCUAUCACCUUAGCAAUUGGUGAUGGUGCGAAUGAUGUCAGUAUGAUCCUGGAGGCCCACGUGGGCAUAGGAGUCAUUGGGAAGGAGGGUCGCCAGGCUGCAAGGAACAGUGACUAUGCAAUACCCAAGUUUAAACACUUGAAGAAGAUGCUUCUUGUUCACGGGCAUUUUUAUUAUAUCAGGAUAUCUGAGCUUGUGCAAUACUUCUUUUAUAAGAAUGUCUGCUUCAUUUUCCCUCAGUUUUUGUACCAGUUCUUCUGCGGAUUUUCACAGCAGACUUUGUACGAUACUGCGUAUCUGACUCUCUACAACAUCAGCUUCACUUCCCUCCCGAUUCUCCUGUACAGCCUCAUGGAGCAGCACGUGGGCAUUGAUGUGCUCAAGAGAGACCCAUCCCUCUACAGAGACAUCGCCAAGAACGCGCUGCUGCGCUGGCGCGUGUUCAUUUACUGGACAUUUCUCGGCGUUUUUGACGCUUUGGUAUUUUUCUUUGGUGCUUAUUUCAUAUUUGAGAACACAACCCUGACCAUCAACGGACAGAUGUUUGGGAACUGGACCUUUGGGACGCUGGUGUUCACUGUAAUGGUGAUCACUGUCACACUGAAGCUCGCACUGGACACGCACUACUGGACUUGGAUAAACCACUUUGUCAUCUGGGGGUCGCUGCUCUUCUACAUUGUCUUCUCCCUGCUCUGGGGAGGGAUUAUCUGGCCGUUCCUCAGUUACCAGCGGAUGUACUAUGUGUUCAUAUACAUGCUGUCCAGUGGGCCUGCCUGGCUGGGCAUCAUACUGCUUGUCACGGUUGGCCUCCUCCCUGAUGUCCUCAAGAAGGUCUUGUGCAGGCAGCUGUGGCCCACGGCAACCGAGAGAACUCAGAACAUACAACUUCGGGACAGCAUUUCAGAAUUCACCCCUCUGGCCUCUUUGCAGAGCUGGGGUGCUCAGGGCACCAGACUCUUGGCGGCCCACUGCAGCUCCCCCUCUGGGAGAGUUGUGUGCUCCAGGUGGGAGAGUGAAGAGUGCCCUGUGCUCCCGACUCACCCAGGCCUUCUCCACAAGGCGAGGUAUGGGUGCUGUAGGUCCAGCCUGGAGACACCCACCUGAUGGACAGACAGCCCCCUGCCCCGGCCUCUGAGAGCUCUGUUCUUGAGCACCUGUGUAUGCCUGUGCCUGUCCACCCUUCAUCCUCAGGGAGGGGAGGAUGGGAUCACAGGUCGCCCACUCAGGCACAGCACACUGCAGUCUGGACCGUGCGUGACCAGCAUCAGCGUCCUAGGCCUGGUGACCUACAUCCAGUUGGGCUAGGGAAAAGGACAUUCAUUAUGCUUGGCCUCAUCUUGAGCACUGUGGCCAUGAAGCUGGCCUUGCCCUGAGUAUCCACCCUGCUGCUGUUGUCACCUCUGCUGUCUCUUGAGAAGAGGAUCCUAUCCCUUUGUCUACAGCUUUGUGCAUAGCACAUGGCGCUCAGCUCAUAUUGUAUCCUGGUGUGUUUCCUGUGUGAACCAUGCACACCUCCCCCAGGGAGGCGGCCAUGUCGGACACUGAGUGGUGUGGACCUGUGGCUUUGCUGUGCUCAUGCUCACUGUCCCCUCACAAAGCCAUUUUCUGAGAUCAUGUCUUAGUCAGUUUGCUGAGAUGCUGACCCUACACAUUAGAGCUUUUGAAGACGUCAGUGUCCCCUUCCUGUCACCAGCUGCCUCUGGAAGAUGACAUUUAUGUAUGUGGAUAAGUCACACUGUUAGCCAAGCCUCUCGGGAGUGCAGUGAUAUACGGCACAUUCUUGAAUGAUGUCAGUUAAGCUAUUGGAAAACCUUUGUUUCAGGGUGCGGGGAAAGGGGGAGGUUGGGGCACCCAGGCAGAUAUUUAUCUCACCAGAGGUGAGUCCCAGUGCCCAAGCUGCCUGGGGCUAACGUGCUGGAUUCAUCCAUUCUAGUCCGCUGCUCAGCCUGCCUCCCCCUGGUGCCACACAGGUUCCAUCCACGGCUUCACUUGGAGUGGACAGGCCAUCAGGAGGCCACUGAACUGUGAAGCUGCUGCUGCUUGCACUGGUGUUUCUGUUCUCAGCAAAGCUCUCAACAGCACUGUACCGGGCCUGACUCAGAAGAUGUUUUGGUGUGAUGCAGCCUUUCAGAAAGUGCCAGGCAGAGCCUGGGAGAAAGCCAACCCCCAACCCUGUGGAGUCAUGUGGCGGGCCUGGAGCCAUGGUGAAGGUCUCUGGCACUUGAGGGUCUGUAUCCUGGGAAGCACAAAUUUUAUAACAGGAUUACACAAGAUUUCCCUAUGAAGCGUGUGCUUGAACUGGGGCCCAGGCAACAGUAGGAGCAGUUACUGCACCUGGCAGCUGGGGGGGUCGGGCGAACAUAAACACCACACCAAAGACGGGGAGGGGUGGCCUUGAGCUUGGAGCAGACAGGAGGUCCAGCGCUGCUAAGGGCUGUCUGUGCCUCACACCCUCAUGCCCACUCACGCACCUGUGUCGCUAUGUGUCAGAGGAUUGGAGCCCAGUCCACACUGGUCCUUAAAUAGUAGUGUGUGCAUUUUUACAGCCCCUUUUUAAGAACCCAGAUGGGUACAAAUCUGCUACCUGUGGGGAGGGGCAGAGUCUCUCCGUCUUUAGUUAACAGAUUAUUUGUAAUGUAUUUUUUUAGGGAUCUUAAAAUUACCUUUGCACUAAAGUAUUUUCAUAGCUGUUUCUAUAUCUUAUUCAUUUGUUGAUGCACCUUCUUCUGAUUUUUAAAUAUGUUUUUAAAGCUUUCACUUUUUAAGUUUAAGAAUUUUGGCCACUUAAAUGCUGGUGAGCGUUUCCCCUGAGUGUUACAGUGUCUGGCAGUGACCUCUCUGAUUCUCCUCUGUGCCUCUCUCUCAGUGUUUCCAGAGACUGACCAGCUGAGGCGUGCUGAGGGCCCACCAUUCCCUCCGCUUGCUUUGCCGCAGUCCUUUGUUGCUUCAUGGUUUCUAUUUUAUUUUUGUUUUUUAUUUCCAUCCUUCAGCCUUAAACACUUAGACAAUGUUCUUCCUGCAGGUUCUUCAUUCUGCAGCCCUGUGUGGGUGUGGGGCACUCUCCUGCACCCCCGCAACAGCUCAAGUUUAUGUAGGAAUGCCCCAGACUGAAUGCAUACUCCAAUGUCCUUGAAAAUUAUGCUUAGGAAAUUACCAAAUGGAAUCACCAGAAAAUUCGAAGUAAAAAAGGGCACAGGUGAAAUGCAGAGACAGAGACCAAACGUACGUGCAGAAGGCCGGCCGCUUCGCCUCACACUGACUAUAGUUUACUUUCCUUAAAGUGAGGAACUUCCACUCAAAUUAAGCAUCUGCUUUCCCUAAUUCAGUUGCACAAAUGUGGCUUACUACAUUGGCUGGAAUUCAUGACUCUGCCCCUACAAGCAGUUUAUCUCGCAUAUGUUCCAGGAGCCCUGGCUGCACAUGUGUCCUCUUCCUUUCUGCUACACACACACUCAUGCCAUGUACAAGCAUGUAUAAACAUGUAUACAUGUGCACACACACAAACACACAUGUGCAUCCUUCAAGACCAUGUACCAGCCUGCUUUCUGACAGCCCUGUGCAGAGACGUUGUCCUCUGGAACCUCAGGUUCCUUACACACACAGCCACACUAGGAAGGGCUCAUGGGCUGUGCUCACGUGGGCUGUGUGAGAGAGUGAGCGCCAUGCUGGACUGAGCUCUCCCCUCCCAGGGAAGCACACCUCCCAGUCAGGACCUCCCCUUGCUCCCUCAGUCCAGGCUAACCAAAGCUGCAUGCCUUCCUGAGUGCAGGUGCCUGCCCCUGCCAGCUAGGAAAGUGUUCUGUUCCUAAAUCCCAGCGAUCCAUUCCUGAGUACAAGCAGACCAAAGGCCCCGCCCAGGGGGAUGGCGCAGCCAAAGCUGAGCACAUGUCCCAGGAUCAGCUGCUGACUGUCCUGAGUGUGCUGUCACGGUCACCCAAGUUACUGAGCAUGGCCCAGGUGUCUGGUGUUCUGGAGGAAGCUCCAGCCUGGGUCUCUGAACCCCCACAUUCGAGGCGUAUGUAUCUGCACUGCCUGGUACUGGACUCACCUGUUUAUUUCAUCUUAAUGUAGUUGAUUAGCAACGCCAUAGAACAGCAGGUCUUGGCAUUCUGCACUUCUUUUGGAAGUUACCCAUUCAUGACUAAGGGCAGGAAAACACCACUUGAUGAAUGCAAUCUUUUUGUUUUAAAACCUAGAAGAUGGGUGAAUGGAAAGGGGCGUGGUUCUGACACUGUGAGCAAAGCUUUAAUGAAGAUAUGUAUGUGGGAAGUAUUAUCAAAGUGUGAUUCUAAUUUUGCAGAAAAAAAAACAUCAAUUUAUAUAGCUUUAUUUUUUACCUUAUCAAGAGAUACAUAAUUUUAAUAUGCAUAUAUUGUCUGACUUAGAAUCAUGUGUCUGCAUUACCACAUAAAAUGUCCAUCUACUAUGUAAUGUAUGAAUAAGAAAGAAUCAAAGAUGUAUUUAACAUGAAUGGUUAUCUGUAGCUGUCUUUGUCAUAAGUGCUGAGAUUUAUUUUAAAUUAUCAAAUAUAGUAAGUACAUUAAACAUGUCAUUCUCCAACACUAAUGUUUAACUGAGAGCCCAGUAACCUGCUUUGAAAAAUUGUGAAUUAAACCGGAUCAAACAUC